Plasmodium falciparum 3D7 is the source of this 4884-nucleotide messenger RNA. RefSeq names its product putative gametocyte development protein GD1. The record is from RefSeq and is a predicted model, not a curated record. Gene Ontology annotation, molecular function: mRNA binding; metal ion binding. NCBI's taxonomy places the organism in Eukaryota, Apicomplexa, Aconoidasida, Haemosporida, Plasmodiidae.
AUGUUAUACAAAACUCAGCUCUGUUCGUUUUAUGCUAAGGGUAUAUGUGCUCGAGGAAGUAAAUGUAGUUGGGCUCAUGGGCAGUCAGAUGUAAGGCCUAUGCCGAAAUUUUAUAAGACUCGAAUGUGCUACACGUUUCUAUCGGGCAGUUAUUGUGAAGCCUCAAAAUGCACCUUUGCCCACACUGAAGAUGAAUUACGAGGUUCAGGAAAAGCUUUGAGACUGUGUACUAAAUUUUUCUUGGAUGGUUAUUGUAACAAAUCUGAUAAGUGUCCUAUGGCUCAUCACAUUAGUCAAUUGGACCCUUCAGUAAAAUUUACAGCUAGCGAAUUGAUGAACAGAAUGUCCAACAAUGAAGAAACUUCAUGUCAUAAAGAAAAUGGAGAUACACAAGAAAAUGAGGAUAAUAAUAUAUAUUUAAAAAAUGAUACAUACAAAAAUGACGAAAAUAACGUUGAUAUGGACUAUAGUAUGAUGAACAAUUUUAAUGAUAAUAAUUUAAGAGAUUCUAAAAAUAAUUACAAAAAUGUUCUUAUGGAUAGCAAUCAAGAAUAUGACUAUAUGACAGAAAUUAAGGUUCCCCAGUCUGCUAACGACGAACUUCUUAUUAAUCAUGAUGCAAUAAUGGAAUGUGGAAAAGAAGUGGUAAAAAAUAAUCAACAUAUGAAAAGUAAAAAUAAUCUUAUGAUCAGAAAUGAAUAUACACCGAACCAAGGAAAACUAAUUAUGAAUGAAAACGACAAAUAUGAUGAAUACAUAAUAAAUCAAGACGUUUUAAAAAUAAAUAACAUGAAAGCUUGCGACUAUUAUAAUAAAAUAAAUGAAAAUAUCCAUCCAAUUGAUUAUAUUAUGAAUAGUGAAAUUGUUGAUGAAAGAGAAAAGAAAAUUAACCAUAACCAAGAAUAUGUAUACAAUAAAAAUGGAGAACCUAUUGAUACAUAUGACAAUUAUGAAAUUUGUAAAAACUAUAAGCUUAUAAAUAAAAAUAGAUUUAUAAAUAAUGAGUAUUAUAAAAAUGGUAUUGUUACAUUAGAACAGAAUAUACAAAAUGUGGAAGGUACAACUUAUGUAGGUAGUAAUUGUCUAUCCACUAAUUGUGUAAGUCAUUGUUUGGCUAAUCACUGUUUAGGAAAUCAUUGUGUAGGUAAUAAUUGUUUGGCUAGUAACUAUUUGGCUAGUAAUUGUUUGGCUAGUAACUAUUUGACUAGUAACUGUUUGGCUAGUAACUGUUUGGCUAGUAACUGUUUGGCAAAUAAUUGUAUAAAUAACAAUUGUGUAACAAAUAGUUGUAUAAAUAACAAUUGUGUAACGAAUAGUUGUAUGAAUAACAAUUGUGUAACUAAUAAUUGUAUGAAUAAUAAUUAUUUGAAUAAUAAUUAUAUGAAUAACAAUUGUAUGAGUAAUAAUUAUAUGAAUAACAAUUGCAUGAGUAAUAAUUAUAUGAACAGCAAUUGCAUGAAUAAUAAUUAUAUGAAUAGCAAUUGCAUGGGUAAUCAUUAUAUAAGAAAUCACUGUACCGGAAACAAUUGUAUAGGGAAUAAUAUAUAUUCUGGUGGUUAUAACACCUUACGUAAUUAUAUUUCUAAUAAUAAUAAUAAUAAUAAUAGUAGUAGUAAUAAUAAUAGUAAUAGUAACAAUAAUAAUAAUAAUAAUGUGUAUAAUUACAGCAGUGUUAAUAAUUUAAAUAAUGUUGACAAUAUGAAUAAUUCAAGAAAAAUGAUACAACAUAAUAUAUCAUCUAAUAUGGGUUGUACUAUGAAGAUAAUAAAUAAAGGAGAAAAAAAUGAUAUACAUAUAUGUGGAGAGAAAUAUAUAUAUAAUAACAUAAAACAAAAAAAAGAUACUUUAGAAAAUUCUCUUCAAGAUGAGCAUGUGGUUACAUAUGAUGGUUGUAAAAAUGUCUUAAGUAAUAUAUAUCAUGAAAAUAGUGUUGUUCAUUUUAAUAAAGGAAAUGAGAGUGUGGAAAUCUUCGAAGAAAUGAAUAAUAACAAUAUUAACAAUAAUAUUAUUAACAAUAAUAACAAUAAUAACAAUAAUAACAACAAUAAUGAUAAUAAUAUUAUACAUUAUUCAUACAAUAAUCAUAACGAUUUCAAUGAUAUCAACAGACAAGAUAAUAAUGGAGACAACAAAGAAAAUCAUAAAAAUAUGCAUAUGAAUAAUAACUGUUUUUAUUAUAAUAAUAAUAAUAAUUAUUAUUAUCAUCAUUGUCAUAACAAUAUAUCUAAUGAAAAAGACAUUUACAAAAAUGACAAGAAAAAUAUCGAAAAAAAAAAUAAUACAAAUGAAAAUAUCCAAAUGAAUAACCUAAUAUAUAACAUGAGUAAAAUGUCACUUAAUAAUAUAAAUAGUCAUAUGAACAACAGGAAUAGAAGAUUAACUACAUGUCUUCCUAUAGAACAGAAAACAUUUAUUAAUUCUUAUCAUAUGAAUAAUAAGAAUGCUGAAAAAAAUAUACAUAACUUGUUAAAUGUUAAUAUACAAGAAGAUGAACAGGAUGAAAAAAAUGUGGCUACAAAUAUAGAGCAUUAUAAAGAAGAUAUAUCUCAUAAUAACCAAUAUAAUAAUAAUCAUAAUUAUUAUUAUUAUAAUAAUUCAGAGGGAGAUUUAAAAAAAUAUUUUAUUUUAAAUAAUAAAUAUUUAAUAGAAAAUGCAAAUAAAUAUAACAAUCAAUAUAUUAUAUCAAGAAAUUGUAGUGCAACUAUUAAUGAUCAUUUAAUAAAAAAUCAUGAGAUGAAGAAUAAUUAUAUGGAUAACUAUGAAAUUAAUAAUAAUUACAUAAAUAAUUAUCAUAUGGGUGCUCAUCCUAAUAAUUCGAUUAACGCAUUCAACAACUUGGAUGACGUUGAAAGGAAUAAUAACAUGGAGGUAACAAACUUGGUUGUAGAAAAUAUCCAAAGGAGACACAUGAAUGAUGUGAAUAACAUGAACGGUAUAAAUAACAUGAACGGUAUAAAUAAUAUGAACGGUAUAAAUAAUAUGAACGGCAUACAUAACAUGAACGGCAUACAUGACAUAAACGGCAUACAUAACAUGAACGGUAUACAUGACAUAAACGGCAUACAUAAUAUAAACGGCAUACAUAAUAUAAACGGCAUACAUAAUAUAAACGGCAUACAUAACAUGAAUAAUAAUAAUUUACUUUUACAAAAUAUAAAAGGAGGUCAACUUUUUGAUAGUGUUGAUAACAAUAUGUAUAAUAAUACAUCUAAUCCUAACAAUGAUUACAUGUGUGAUGGGGUCGAUGUUUCUAAUAUGAACGAAAGAGAAAUUAUGAACACAGAAGAGAACAUAAUACUUAAAUAUAAGAAAAUUCAUAAAAAUAAUUUGAUGCAUGACAACCAUAUGAUGAAUGGGAAGGAAGGUACAUCAAAAAAAAACAUUAGUAACAUAAUAAAUAAUAAUGUAAUAUUAAAUAACUGUUCAAACAAGGUGUCUAAUAAUGAUUUCGAUGAUGAAAAGGACGCAUAUUUACAACAUGAGUGGAAUAAUGAAGAGAUCAUAUUAAAUAAUUAUAAUGAUAAUAUGGAUAAUAGUCGAUGUAAAAAUAAACAUAAUGAACCUUAUCCAGAUAAAAGUUGUGAUGGCGAUGAUAUUAUUAAUUCUGACUUUUCGUAUAACAAAAAUAUGUAUACUAUAAAGGAAAACCAUAUAAAUUAUAUGAACAGAAAAAGUGAGAACAUAUAUGAAAAUAUGAGAAUAACAAAUGUGAAGAAAAAUAUGAGUUCGAUAGAAAAAAUGGAUGAAAAAUUAAUUUUCCCAAAUGGUUGUAGUAGUAGUAGUAGUAAUAAUAAUAAUAAUAAUGAGAACAAUAAUAAUAAUGAUAACAAUAAUAAUGAUGAUAAUAAUAAUGAUGAUGAUAAUAAUAAUGAUGAUGAUAAUUAUAACAAUGGUAGUUUUUUUAGUGAUGAUAUCCAAUAUAAUAUAAAAAAAAAGUUAGAGAGAAACAAUAUUGAGAUUAAUAAAAACUAUGUACAUUUACACAACAUGAAAUAUAGGAAUAGAGAAAAUCAUAUGGAUAUUAUGGAUAAUAUGGAUAAUUAUAAUGAGAACGCUAAUAUACUAGAAAUUUAUAAUAUAAAUAAUACAAUGUCGGAAAGUAAUAAAUAUAUGAACAAUGAUAGUAUAGGAUAUAAUAGUACAAAAAAUUCUCAUGAGAGUUAUUCAUAUAAUAAAUAUGUUAACAAAGUAGAUGAUAAGAAUAAUGUGACUACACAAGAGGGUAAAAAUAAUAUAAACGAGCAAAAAGUAUAUAGGAAUGAAGAAAAGAUGUACUUAUGUGUAGAUCAUAAAAUAAAUGAAGAAAGAGUUGGUAAAGAUGUUAGUAACCAAAUUAGUGAUAGGAUAAAGGAAAAAAUGAGUGACAAUAUGAGUGAUAAAAUAAAGAAUAGAUUAUUAUAUGAUGAGAAUUUUGAAAAUAAUAGUGAUCCUACAUACUUUUUUGACGAUUAUAACAAAUCGGUUGCUUCCUCUUUAGAAAAAUAUAAUUAUUUGAAUUAUAUGGAAAAUACAAAAAAUAAUUGUAUGGUAAAUAACAACUUGGAUAUAUAUGAAUUUUCUUGUAAAAGUGAAGGCGGAUUAUCAAAUGACAUAUACAACAAUGAAAAAGAUAUACUGGAUACGAGAAGAAAGGGUUCUUUUAAUAGUAAUACGGAAGGUGAUCAAAUGAAUUAUGAAUAUGAUGAUAAUAAGGUUCAUGAUAAUAAGCAUGAUGAUAAUAAGCAUGAUGAUAAUAAGAAUGAUGAUAAUAAAAAUGAUGAUAAUAAAGAUGGUGAUAAUAAAAAUGGCGAUAAUAAUAACAAACAUAGUGUUAAGAGUUAUAAUCCUUUAACUUACAGUUUUAGUGGUUUAUGUGAAUGUUUGAGUAAACAAGAUAAAAUUUAA